Messenger RNA from Beta vulgaris subsp. vulgaris (sugar beet), 2891 nucleotides. RefSeq names its product vacuolar protein sorting-associated protein 51 homolog. The record is from RefSeq and is a predicted model, not a curated record. NCBI's taxonomy places the organism in Eukaryota, Viridiplantae, Streptophyta, Magnoliopsida, Caryophyllales, Amaranthaceae. Gene Ontology annotation, cellular component: EARP complex; GARP complex; membrane. The coding region runs from base 283 to 2643 and encodes 786 amino acids. Gene Ontology annotation, biological process: endocytic recycling; Golgi organization; Golgi vesicle transport. The transcript is spliced from 20 exons.
CCAAUUUAAACCCAAACCACAUCACUUUCUAAACGGCGUCGUAAGUCGUAACACAAAGUCACAAACUCACAAACAACAAUUUUCAUUUCUCUUUCCUCUUUACAAGAUCAAAAACCUGAAAUUAUCAGUUAGAGUCAAUUUAGCUCCCAAAUUUCCCAGCAUUUAUCACACUCAACCUUCAAAUUCAUCAUCCAAAAUUGAAGAAAAAUCUCUACAUUUUUCCAGAAUUACUUAAUCAAAUUCGAAAUUCGAUCUCGAUAAAUUCAAAUUAAUUGUAGAAAAAUGGCGGCAGAUGAUGCGCCAUUGGACGAUAAAGCGAAGAGAAUGAGAGAUCUGUUAUCUAGCUUUUAUUCAACGGAUCAAUCUUCAGUAACUAAUUCAAAUGCAGUUUCUUCAAAGUAUGCUACACUUGAUACCAUUAAUUCACCUUCGUUUGAUCCUGACCACUAUAUGAAUCUCUUGGUGCAAAAGUCCAACUUAGAGACACUACUUCAACGACAUGUCGAAAUGGCAGCUGAGAUAAAAAAUCUGGACACUGAUUUGCAAAUGUUAGUGUAUGAGAACUACAACAAGUUUAUUAGUGCCACAGAGACAAUAAAAAGGAUGAAUAGCAAUAUUGUGGGCAUGGAAACAAAUAUGGAACAACUACUUGAGAAGAUAUUAUCCGUGCAAUCUAGGAGUGAUGGGGUCAACACUUCACUUUUUGAGAAAAGAGAACAUAUAGAAAAGCUGCACCGCACUCGAAAUCUUCUACGCAAAAUCCAGUUCAUAUAUGAUUUACCUGAAAGGCUCGGGAAGUGCAUUAAAUCCGAAGCUUAUACUGAUGCAGUCAAGUUCUACACUGGAGCAAUGCCUAUCUUCAAGGCAUAUGGAGACUCAUCAUUCCAAGAUUGUAAGAAAGCAUCUGAAGAGGCAGUGAGCAUCAUAAUUAAGAAUCUACAGGGAAAGCUGUUUUCAGAUUCGGAAUCCAUCCAAGUUAGAGCUGAGGCUGUAAUGCUUCUCAAGCAGCUAGAUUUCCCGGUGGACAACCUAAAAGACCAAUUAUUUGAAAAGUUGGAGCAAUCUCUUGGUGACGUGCAACUCCACCUUGAUGGAAAAAUUGGUUUUUCUGCAAAACCAGAUGAUUCUGCAAAACAAGAAUUACCUAAUCACAUCCCUGCUGCUCAUGAGGUUUCAACUCGUGAGUUGGUGGAGGCUGUGCGUGCUUACCGAGUUAUAUUUCCCAAUUCAGAGCAGCAACUUAUUAGAAUCUCUCAUGAUCUUGUUAUCAAACACUUUGAAUCCGUUGAUACACACAUAAAGAGUCAAAUUUCUUCAGCACAGUUGUUGGACUUGCUCAAACUUGUUUGGGCUGAUGUGCUUAUGAUGGAUGAAGUACUACCUGAAGCAUCUGUUGCUGAUGUUUGUUUGGAGGCUGCCAACCAUGCCGUCAAGCAGUAUAUUACUGGCGCCUUCUCUCAUCUUUUGCAGGAUAUAUCUGAUUCACUGAUGAAAAUUCAAAUUAACCAAAAGGAAACUGUGAAAGAAGAGCAUCCUUUGCAGGCUAUACUGGAGGCCAGCAAGAAGGCAGUCAUACAGGGGAGCAUGGGUGUCUUGUUGGACUUCCGCCAACUCCUGGAUGACAGCCUGCCACUGCUAAAUAGCCUGAGAGAUUUGGUCAUUGAUUGGGUUCAAGAAGGAUUUCAAGCCUUCUUCAGAACACUGUAUAAUCGCUUUCUAUUGCUUUCGGGAAAAAACAAUCCUACUAGUCAAGAUCUAGUUUUCCAUGAUAGCAUGCAAGGAGACAAGACUGUUGCGGGUCUUGUUCUUGUUCUGGCUCAGCUCUCGGUUUUCAUAGAUCAAAAUGCCAUCCCAAGAAUCACUGAGGAAAUUGCAACUUCAUUUUCUAGCGGUGGUGUUCGGGGGUAUGAGAGUGGCCCUGCAUUUGUUCCUGCAGAAAUUUGCCGAAUAUAUCGAUCAGCUGCUGAAAAAUUUCUGCACCUUUAUAUAAACAUGAAAACACAGAGAGUUUCCGUUCUCCUGAAAAAGCGGUUUACCACACCCAAUUGGAUCAAGCACAAGGAGCCCAGAGAAGUGCAUAUGUUUGUUGAUUUAUUUCUUCAAGAGUUGGAAGGAGUGCUUUCUGAAGUGAAACAACUAUUACCUGAGGGGCCUACUCGUAAACAUCGCCGUGCUGAUAGCAUGAGCAAUGGCAGCACAACUUCUUCACGUAGCAAUCCGUUGCGUGAUGACAGGCUGCUAGCUCGGUCCAACACUCAAAAGGCGAGGAGUCAGCUGCUUGAGACCCAUUUAGCCAAAUUAUUCAAACAGAAAAUGGAAAUAUUCACCAAAGUUGAUGCCACACAGGAUUCUGUCCUCACCACAAUAGUGAAGCUUUGCCUGAAAAGUCUGCAGGAAUUUGUCCGAUUGCAGACUUUCAAUCGGAGUGGAUUUCAGCAGAUCCAGUUGGACACACAGUUCUUAAGGAAUUCUAUAAAGGAUAGUGUGGAAGAUGAAGCUGCUGUUGACUUUUUACUCGAUGAGGUAAUUGUUGCUGCUGUAGACCGUUGUAUGGAUCCAACUCCUUUAGAGCCUGCUGUUUUAGACAGACUUGUACAAGUAAAGUUGGAAAAACCCAAGCAACAAACAUCUACCAGUCAAUGAUUUUGAACUCUCUUUUGUAGCAAUUGAUACAUGUAAAGACUCUUUUAUUGAUCUCCCAUAUAUACGAGAACAGUGCAUCAUCAAGGAUCAAAUUUGUAAUGUUGUCAAUACCAAGAUAUCAGAUUUUGUAAUGCAAUCUUGGUCUGGUUGGACAUUGUUAUCAGCUUGAACAGCAUUAUCUUUUGGCUGGUAACUAAGGUUUUAAAGUAUAUGUAAACCUUAAAUAGAAAGGACCAGUUGUUCUUCUA